This is a messenger RNA of Egretta garzetta (little egret), 506 nucleotides long. Its product is annotated as centrosomal protein of 128 kDa-like. The record is from RefSeq and is a predicted model, not a curated record. The transcript has 5 exons. The coding region runs from base 6 to 428 and encodes 140 amino acids. NCBI's taxonomy places the organism in Eukaryota, Metazoa, Chordata, Aves, Pelecaniformes, Ardeidae.
GUAUUAUGGCCUUAGAAGUGAGUACUCGGGUAGCUUUAGACCAUCUGGAGUCUGUUCCUGAGAAACUGAACCUGUUAGAAGAUUACAAAGAUAUUGGAGAUUCCCAUUGCCGAAGGGAGAUGAUUGAGGAAAGAUAUACAAAGUAUAAAGAAAUAGUGAGUUCUCUACAGCAACAGCUGGAAGAUUCAAAACAGAGAGUCCAACAAUUUAAGGACGUGAAAAUGGAUGCUGAAACUUCUGAUACAGAAGUGGCUGCUCCCUCUUCUAGUUGGCGAACUCAGAACAGCUUUUUGUCCAGCUCACUGCUCUCAGAUUCAGGUUCACUUAUGAAAAAAAUGGUUCCUUUUGAUACAAGUGCCACCAAGGAAGAUUCCAUUAAUGUUGCCAUCAGUGAAAUGAAGCUGCAAGCAGAAAGAAGGAAGGAGUAGAACAUUUUGCUAAAACACACCAGCUUUCUCUGUGGUAAAUUCCAUUCCACUCUUUUUUUGGUUUUGAACAGUAGUAAU